Messenger RNA from Egretta garzetta (little egret), 937 nucleotides. RefSeq names its product syntaxin-3-like. Gene Ontology annotation, molecular function: SNARE binding; SNAP receptor activity. The coding region runs from base 1 to 462 and encodes 153 amino acids. The transcript is spliced from 5 exons. The record is from RefSeq and is a predicted model, not a curated record. Lineage: Eukaryota; Metazoa; Chordata; Aves; Pelecaniformes; Ardeidae. Gene Ontology annotation, biological process: synaptic vesicle fusion to presynaptic active zone membrane; intracellular protein transport; exocytic insertion of neurotransmitter receptor to postsynaptic membrane. Gene Ontology annotation, cellular component: endomembrane system; synaptic vesicle; SNARE complex.
AUGCCCGGGGUGUCCCCAGCCCUGUGUCCUUGUCCCCAUCCCCAGCACUCGGUGCUGUCCCGCAAGUUCGUUGACGUCAUGACCAAGUACAACGAGGCGCAGGUCGACUUCCGGGAGCGCAGCAAGGGUCGCAUCCAGCGCCAGCUCGAGAUCAGUGGUGGGCUGCUGGAUAACGUGGAGCAGUACGUGAUGCAUACGGCCGAGCACGUGGAGCUGGCCAACCAGCAGACCAAAAAGGCGCUCCAGUACCAGGGCCAGGCGCGCAAGGGAGCCAUGAUCGACCGCAUAGAGAACAAUAUGGACCAGUCCGUCGGCUUCGUGGAGCGGGCCGUGGCUGACACCAAAAAGGCCGUGAAGUACCAAAGUGAGGCCAGGAGGAAGAUGCUGAUUUUGGCGGUGGUAGUGGUGCUCUUGCUGGGGAUAGUCGCCCUCAUCAUCGGCCUUUCCGUGGGGCUAAAGUAGACCCCAAGGCGGGGGCUGUGGUCUAUGCUUCCGACCGUGCCAGUGGUGACAUCUCCCUGUGGCUCCCUCCCUGGCACCUUGGCCCGAGCCCCCUCCUCUCCCUGCUUCUCCUGGACCUGCUGCCCUCAGCCCCCGCAUACCAGCUCCUGCUCGGCUUUCCUCCACGGAGGGGUCCCAUCACCGAAGUGCCUUCCCCGCCGGACUGUCCCCCACUGUCCCCCCCAGUCCCUGGGGUCUGCCCCUCUUGUCCGUGUGUCCCCCACAGGAAGGGGAUAGGACUCCAUUAUUUAUUUUCCCUCUGAUGAGAAAUCAACUUCUCCUGGUCUCCCAUCUCUUGCUCGGGGCAGGCGAGGGCCGGACCCUCACCCGCACGGGCACCCCGGGAGGACGGAGGGGGAUACGGUCAGGACAGGGGGUUUGGUGGCACCAGCAGCUGCUGGUGGGUCUGGCCGUGCUUUGCUGUCCCCCACACCAC